Molecule: messenger RNA, 525 nt
Organism: Elaeis guineensis (African oil palm)
Lineage: Eukaryota; Viridiplantae; Streptophyta; Magnoliopsida; Arecales; Arecaceae
Product: agamous-like MADS-box protein AGL62
Biological process (GO): regulation of transcription by RNA polymerase II
Molecular function (GO): RNA polymerase II cis-regulatory region sequence-specific DNA binding; DNA-binding transcription factor activity, RNA polymerase II-specific; protein dimerization activity
Source: RefSeq, a predicted model, not a curated record
AUGGGCAAGAUCGAAAAGAAGGAAGCACUCCAUAUUUGUUUCACCAAGCGCCGCCAGGGGAUCUUCAAAAAGGCCGGAGAGCUCGCCGUCCUCUGCGGUGCCCAGAUUACCGUCAUCACACUCUCUCCUGGUGGGAAGCCCUUCUCCUUCGGCCAACCCUCCACUGAUGCCGUCAUCGCCCGAUACCUUGACCCAGGACGCCACCAGGUCCCAAUCCCCAUCACUACUUCACUUGAGAUCCGACUGAGAUAUUAUCUAAAGUACUGCAAACUGGGGGAGCAGUCCGGCGGUGGGUUAUGGUGGUGGGAAGCGCCCAUAGAUGGGCUCGACCUCGAAGAACUUGUGGUGAUGAAAGGUGCAAUAGAGGAGCUCUACAAGGCCAUCCUGAAGAAGGCCAACCAGCCUACGAGUGCAGGCGAAGCAGUACAAGGCAUGCCACAAAAACCAUCGCUAGCAAUGCUGAAUGGUUCUUAUCAUCUUCCUGUUUCCAGUGUUCCAGGUUCGGAUCCAGCGUUCCCAAUUUAG